CCAACUCUCCAUCAUCAAAUCAAAAGCAAACUUUCGUCUUUCUCCUUCUUCAUAAUCUCUAGUGUUAUAAACUCUUUUGGGUCAGAAGAAAUUUCAUUACAAAUUAAUUUCAAUGGCUGAGAUAAGCAAGGUUUUGGUCAUUGGAGGAACUGGGUACAUCGGAAAACACGUAGUCGAAGAGAGCGCAAAGAGUGGACACCCCACUUUUGCCUUGGUCAGAGAGAGCUCUGUUUCUGAUCCCGUCAAGGGAAAGCUUAUUGAGAACUUCAAGAGCUUGGGAGUUACCAUACUUAUUGGAGAUAUCAACGACCAUGAGAGCUUGUUGGCUGCUGUGAAGAAGGUCGAUAUAGUUAUAUCAACAGUUGGGCAUAUGCAGAUACCUGAUCAGAUCAACAUCAUCACUGCCAUUAAAGAAGCUGGUAAUGUCAAGAGGUUUUUGCCUUCUGAGUUUGGAAAUGAUGUGGAUCAUCUUCACUCUGUGGAGCCAUUGACAUCUGGAUUCGCAAGGAAGACCAAGCUCCGCCGUACCAUUGAGGCCGAAGGAAUACCCUACACCUACCUGUGCUGCAACUUCUUUGCCGGCUAUUUCCUCCCUACAUUGUGUCAAGUUGGAGUCCGAGCUCCUCCAAGAGACAAGGUCAACAUCUUGGGAGAUGGCAAUGUUAAAGCUGUUUUCAAUGAGGAGAAUGCCAUUGCCAAGUUCACGAUCAAAGUUAUAAAUGAUCCUAAAACUUUGAAUAAGAUUGUCUACAUCAGGCCUCCUCUCAACACUUACUCACUGAACGAGCUUGUCGCUCUGUGGGAGAAGUUGAUCGGCCAAACCCUCGAGAAAACCUAUGUUUCAGAGGAGGAACUUUUGAAGCAAAUUGAAGCAACUCCACCUCCAUUCAAUCUUCUUCUUGCACUUAACCACUCAGUAUUUAUCAAGGGUGAUCACACCAACUUUGAGAUUGAUCCAGCAGUUGGGUUCGAGGCCACUGAGAUAUACCCGGACGUCGAAUACACCACUGUUGAAGAAUACCUUAAACGUUUUGUUUAGAUCCGUCUUUUCUUUUUAACUUUGAGCUGUUUCAAAAAUAAACAUUUGAGUAGUUGUUUGUUACAGAGGACUGCUAAGUCCCCCUUCCGAAAAUAACUUCUGUCAAAUGAUGUUUUGAGUUUUUAAUUUUGUACGGAGUGUUGGUCGUAUUGUAUCAUUUGAAUUUCAGUAAUGUUAAAAGUGUUCUAUAA
Molecule: messenger RNA, 1230 nt
Organism: Tripterygium wilfordii
Lineage: Eukaryota; Viridiplantae; Streptophyta; Magnoliopsida; Celastrales; Celastraceae
Product: phenylcoumaran benzylic ether reductase Betv6-like
Exons: 5
Coding region: 113-1039 (308 amino acids)
Molecular function (GO): oxidoreductase activity
Source: RefSeq, a predicted model, not a curated record